This is a messenger RNA of Paramecium tetraurelia, 855 nucleotides long. RefSeq lists its product as uncharacterized. Gene Ontology annotation, biological process: Ras protein signal transduction. Gene Ontology annotation, molecular function: GTPase activity; GTP binding; GDP binding. The transcript has 4 exons. The record is from RefSeq and is a predicted model, not a curated record. Gene Ontology annotation, cellular component: plasma membrane. Lineage: Eukaryota; Ciliophora; Oligohymenophorea; Peniculida; Parameciidae.
AUGAUAAAUACCAAUAAUGUUACAAUACAAAUAUAUAAUAAUGGGAAUCCACGUAAAUCAAUGAAGGUGCAUUAUUUAAGGAAAGAAACCGACCGAAGGAAAUUCAUGCAGAUGUGCUCAGCAGUUUUAGAAAUAAGAGCGUCUAGGAUAUUUGAUCAAUCAGGCAAGGAGAUUUUGGACAUAGACAGGAUCUAAAUGGGAGGGAAUUAUUUCAUAUCCAGCGGAGAGGAGUUCAAUAAUUAUAAUUCUAAUUUUUAAAAUUCUUCAGCAGAAUCAAAAUAAUUAGUUUAAUACAGGAUUUCAUUGUUGGGAAUGGGUUCUGUUGGAAAAUCCAAUUUGACCACUCGAUGGGUUAACAAUGAAUUUUUUGAAGAAUACAGUCUCACUCUUUUGGAUAAAUACACAAAAAGAGUAAUCGUAGGUGAGUAACAAUGCCAAAUCGAAAUAUCGGACACCUGUGGUUAAGAAGCAUACACAUCCUUGAGAACCCAAUGGAUGAAGGAUAAGGAAGGGUUGAUAUUCACAUAUGCAAUCAACUCUUUAGAAAGUUUUGAAGAUAUCAAAAACACUUUGUUGUUAUUUUAAUAGUUAUUUAAGAUGCAAGAUUAUGUUCCAUCCAUUGUUAUUGUUGGAAAUAAAACUGAUUUAGCUUCUGAAAGAGUUAUUGCCUACGAUGAAGGAAAGUAGUUGGCUGCUUAAUUCAAAGCACUCUUUUAUGAGACCUCAGCCAAGAAUGGAUCCAAUGUCAAUUAAAUGUUUACUGGCCUUAUUAAUGAUAUCAUUCAAUAAAAACAAUUCAAAAAAGUGGAGGAAGACGUCUAAAAUUAAAAACCAGGAUGGUGCUCAUUAAUAUGA